CAUGUGCAAUCUAUUUAUAUUAAAAGAGAAAUCACAGCCAGAAUUUCUAUGAUCUCAAGAAUUAAUCUUUUUUGGUUUCCAAGAUUAGUGGAUGGGUUUUGGAAUUUUGGGUUUUAUCCUUUUUCUCUCUAGAUGUGAGCUGGUAGUGUUUUGUGGUGGUGUUCAUGAGAAAAUAGCUUCGUUCUCCCUCCAAACAAUUCCACAUUCUGGUUUUCUAAGGCCACCUUUGAAAGGAGGUUCAAGCUUCACUAAGGAGGCAGCUGAAAUAGUGGUUUUGGUCAUUGAUGAGGAAGGCGUGGAGUCACUCAUAUCAGAGCUUGUGAAAGCUGUCAAUUGGACAAAGCUGUUUUGGUCUUCACACGAACAGUUUUCUUGUUCUUCAAAUAACAAAUUUUGACUUUUUCUUUUAUUGUGGCUUUGAUGAUGUGUAUGUUGUAUUUUUCAAAUAAUAAUUUUUAUUUUUUGUUGACAAA
Molecule: messenger RNA, 473 nt
Organism: Arachis duranensis
Lineage: Eukaryota; Viridiplantae; Streptophyta; Magnoliopsida; Fabales; Fabaceae
Exons: 2
Coding region: 92-397 (101 amino acids)
Source: RefSeq, a predicted model, not a curated record